GAACUCAGCAUCACCGGUAGCGGGCAGCAUUGUUCCGAUCAUGCGAACGACCAGACCGGAAAACAACUAGCUAGCUGGGCAGAGCGGAGCGGAGGCAGGCUGAGGAAAGAUGGCAGCCGCGGCAGUGGCUGAGUUUCAGAGAGCACAGUCUCUCCUUGGAACAGACCGGAAUGCCUCUAUCGAUAUCUUACAUUCUAUAGUGAAGCGGGACAUCCAGGAGAGCGAUGAGGAGGCGGUGCGUGUUAAAGAGCAGAGCAUCCUGGAGCUGGGUGGGCUGCUGGCCAAGACGGGACAGGCCGCAGAGCUAGGGGGCCUGCUGAAAUACGUACGCCCCUUCCUCAACUCCAUCUCCAAGGCCAAGGCAGCCCGGCUGGUCCGCUCCCUGCUGGACAUGUUCCUGGAUAUGGAAGCUGCGACAGGUCAGGAGGUAGAGCUCUGCCUGGAGUGCAUAGAGUGGGCCAAGGCUGAGAAGAGAACCUUCCUCAGGCAGGCGCUAGAGGCUCGCCUCAUCUCACUGUAUUUCGACACAAAAUGCUACCAGGAGGCACUACAACUGGGCACCCAGCUGCUGCACGAGCUGAAGAAGAUGGACGACAAGGCCCUGCUGGUGGAGGUGCAGCUGCUGGAGAGCAAGACGUACCACGGGCUCAGCAACCUGGCCAAGGCGCGCGCCGCCCUCACCUCUGCCAGGACCACCGCCAACGCCAUCUACUGCCCGCCGAAACUACAAGCGGCUCUAGACAUGCAGUCAGGAAUCACCCACGCAGCAGAGGAGAAAGACUGGAAGACGGCUUACUCCUACUUCUACGAGGCCUUUGAGGGCUACGACUCGAUCGACAGCCCCCGGGCCAUCACAGCCCUCAAAUACAUGCUGCUCUGCAAAAUCAUGCUCAAUUUGCCAGAGGACGUCCAGGCCCUCAUCAGUGGCAAGCUAGCUCUGCGGUACGCAGGCAGACAGACAGACUCCCUGAAAUGUGUGGCACAAGCCAGCAAGAACCGGUCGCUGGCCGACUUUGAAAAGGCACUAACAGAGUACAAAGCAGAGCUGAGGGAUGACCCCAUCAUCAGCACCCAUCUGACCAAACUGUAUGACAACCUGCUGGAGCAGAACCUCAUCAGGGUCAUCGAACCCUUCUCCAGGGUCCAGAUAGCACACAUUUCCUCCCUCAUCAAACUAUCCAAGGGAGACGUGGAGAGGAAGUUGUCGCAGAUGAUCCUGGACGAGAAGUUUCACGGUAUUUUGGACCAAGGUGAAGGAGUGCUGAUUGUCUUCGAGGAGCCGGUGGUGGACAAGACAUACGAGGCGGCCCUGGAGACCAUUCAGAACAUGAGCAAAGUGGUGGACGCACUCUACAACAAAGCCAAGAAGCUAACAUAAGAUUCAAACCUCGCCACCAAGAGCGCGGUCAGUCACACAAAGUGCUUUUGACGCUGAUGAGACCGUGGCCGGAGAGGGAACUCUGCGAUCUGAGGCGCCAUGUCGGUCGCGCAGAAGAGGGCGGGUUUUUCGCCGAAGAAAAUCAAAGCUGUACAUUGUUUUGGGAACUUAAUUUUUGCAAGGACAAUGAGGGUUUACCAUGUAUGACAUAGAGAAAGACAAAUGCUAAUAAUAAAAAAAAAAUGAAACGUG
Messenger RNA from Perca fluviatilis (European perch), 1630 nucleotides. Its product is annotated as 26S proteasome non-ATPase regulatory subunit 11A. Gene Ontology annotation, molecular function: structural molecule activity; protein binding. The transcript is spliced from 13 exons. Gene Ontology annotation, cellular component: proteasome regulatory particle, lid subcomplex. Gene Ontology annotation, biological process: ubiquitin-dependent protein catabolic process. The coding region runs from base 110 to 1378 and encodes 422 amino acids. NCBI's taxonomy places the organism in Eukaryota, Metazoa, Chordata, Actinopteri, Perciformes, Percidae. The record is from RefSeq and is a predicted model, not a curated record.